Molecule: messenger RNA, 3089 nt
Organism: Striga asiatica
Lineage: Eukaryota; Viridiplantae; Streptophyta; Magnoliopsida; Lamiales; Orobanchaceae
Source: the annotation of a GenBank genome assembly
AUGCGCCGUUAUUCUGCCACCGCCGGACCGCCCUUGUCGGAUCCAUGUGCGUGUGUGUCAAUGGGAACGGUGGCAAACAAGUUGAAUGAAGGGCAAAAAUCUGAAGCAAAAUCUCAGCUACCUUCGAGCCCGAGCACAUCAGUAUACUCCAUCACCUCCACCACAAUGGCCGCAGCUUAUGAUUCCGAUCAACCUCUUUCCGGGGAUUCCGUCGUCGCCGGAUACGACCCGAGCUACGUGCCGGACUCCGUCAAGUCGUUCGUUGUCCACAUGUACCGCCACAUUCGAGAGAAGAACGUGUACGAGAUUCACCAGAUGUACGAGUCGUCGUUUCAGAGCAUCAGCGACAGGUUCUUCAAGGACUCCCCGUGGCCCUCCGUGGACUCCGUCGCGCCGUACGUUGAUAACGACCACGUCUUCUGCUUGCUGUACCGCGAGAUGUGGUUCCGCCACUUGUACGCCAGGCUCACGCCGACUCUCAGGCAGCGAAUUGAUUCAUGGGAAAAUUAUUGUAAUCUGUUCCAGGUUGUGCUGCAUGGAGUGGUGAAUAUGCAGCUGCCAAAUCAGUGGUUGUGGGACAUGGUUGAUGAAUUUGUUUACCAGUUUCAGUCAUUCUGCCAAUAUCGUGCUAAGAUGAAAACCAAGACAGAGCAGGAAAUUGCACUUUUGAGGCAAUCUGAUCAGGCUUGGAAUGUGUAUGGUGUCCUCAAUUACCUACAAGCACUUGUGGAGAAAUCCACGAUAAUUCAAAUUCUAGAUCAGGAGAAAGAAGGCCUUGAACACGAACAGUUCACGGCUACAGAUGGAUAUGAUUACAGUGGUGGGAGUAAUGUCUUGAAGGUCUUGGGGUACUUCAGCAUGAUCGGCCUUCUUAGAGUUCACUGUUUGUUGGGUGAUUAUCACACAGGCCUCAAAUGUUUACUUCCUAUUGAUAUUAGUCAACAAGGCGUGUACACCAGUGUUAUUGGUAGCCACAUUUCAACUAUAUAUCACUAUGGGUUUGCAAAUCUUAUGCUGCGAAGAUAUACUGAAGCCAUUCAGACAUUCAAUAAAAUCCUCAUCUACAUCUUCAAGACCAAGCAAUACCACCAGAAAUCCCCUCAAUAUGAGCAGAUACUGAAGAAGAAUGAGCAGAUGUAUGCUUUGCUUGCUAUUUCUCUUUCUCUGUGUCCUAAGGUGCAGCUCGUCGAGGAGACUGUGAACUCCCAAUUACGGGAAAAAUACGGUGAGAAAAUGAUGAGGAUGCAGAGGUAUGAUGACGAGGCAGUUGUGCUGUAUGACGAGCUCUUCUCCUAUGCGUGCCCAAAAUUCAUCACCCCAUCAGCUCCAAGUUAUGAAGAGCCUCUUGUAAACUACAACCAGGAUGCCUACAGACUGCAGUUGAAGCUGUUUAUUUACGAAUUGAAGCAGCAGCAACUGCUCUCUGGUGUUCGGACAUUCUUAAAAGUGUACUCGACAAUCUCCAUUCCAAAGCUUGCUGCAUAUCUGGAAGUGGAUGAGCCUACUCUAAGGACAAUUUUGAUGACGUAUAAACACAAGACGCAUGUUGUGGAUUCGGAUGGGAAAAUCACUUCAAAUGCAGAUAUCGAUUUUUAUAUUGUUGAUCUCGAAGGGAUAAUGACGAACAUCGACCAGGUAAAACUAGAGCUAAGCGCUCAACUCCGACACAUUGAAGGAAUCUCGACCGCCGAUAUGGACUCAAACCACCCGAACUCCGCCGCUCCGACAUCGGUCUCCGCCGGAGCUCGGAUCUCAGUGUUCGAUCAUGUUGCUCGGGCGCCGGAAGAUCCCAUACUCGGCGUCACUGUUGCUUAUAACAAAGACCAAAGCCCAGUGAAGUUGAAUUUGGGAGUUGGUGCAUACCGAACGGAGGAAGGAAAGCCUCUCGUUUUGAAUGUUGUGAGAAAAGCAGAGCAGAUUAUAGUGAAUGACAGCUCUCGUGUGAAGGAGUAUCUUCCAAUUGUUGGAUUGGCAGAUUUCAACAAGUUGAGUGCAAAACUCAUACUCGGUACUGACAGGGUGACCACCGUCCAGUGCUUGUCUGGUACAGGCUCUUUAAGAGUUGGAGCAUACCAUCUAUAUCCCGCAGACCACAUAAAAGUCUUUGAUUUGGCAGGAUUGUCAGUAAAGACUUACCGCUAUUACAGUCCAGCUACACGUGGACUAGAUUUUGAAGGCUUGUUGGAGGACCUUGGAUCUGCUCCAGAAGGAGCAGUUGUGCUUCUUCAUGCAUGUGCUCAUAACCCGACUGGUGUUGACCCAACCCCUCAACAGUGGGAGCAGAUAAGACGGCUUAUGAGAUCAAAGGCAUUGUUACCUUUCUUUGAUAGUGCUUAUCAGGGUUUUGCUAGUGGAAGCCUGGAUGCAGAUGCACAAUCAGUUCGGAUGUUUGUAAAUGACGGAGGUGAAUGCCUUAUCGCUCAAAGUUAUGCUAAAAAUUUGGGGCUUUAUGGGGAGCGAGUUGGCGCUCUGAGCAUUGUUUGCAGGACUGCUGAUGUGGCAAGCAGGGUAGAGAGUCAGCUGAAAUUAGUUAUCCGCCCCAUGUACUCAAACCCUCCCAUUCACGGGGCAUCAAUUGUAGCAACGAUCCUGAAGGACAGAGCAAUGUUUGAAGAAUGGACAAUCGAGCUGAAGGCUAUGGCUGACCGUAUCAUCAGCAUGCGCCAGCAACUGUUUGAUGCUUUAUGUGAGCGAGGUACACCUGGUGACUGGAGCCACAUCAUCAAGCAGAUUGGCAUGUUCACCUUCACUGGACUUAACUCGGAGCAAGUGGCCUUCAUGACUCGGGAAUACCACAUUUACAUGACCUCUGAUGGGCGAAUAAGCAUGGCUGGUCUGAGUUCGAGAACAGUGCCACAUCUAGCGGAUGCCAUACAUGCUGCCGUGACAAAAUCAGCCUGAAUUAAAUCUGAUUUCACAUCAUCUUCUUCCUCUUUUUCUCCACUGGUUUUUGUAAUAGUGUACUUCUUGAAGGUGACGUGAUGUACGAAUAAAUGUUGGACCAAUUUACGGCUUUACCCUUCAUGUCGAGCGAAAUUAUGUACUUGCGUUUUUAGUCUAUCCUGCACUUGUUUAGAGCGCCAUUUUUU